GCUGCCAUGGCUUCAGUACCCUCCGCCGGCUGCCUCCUGGCCAAGAACCAGUACUACAGAACAAGACAGAACUCGGAAUCCAGUGUUUCUUCCAGCUCGUCCUGUUGUUCGGAUGCUGUGAACAUUGCAGACCAGGACAAAGCAUUUCAUGGGUUACCUGAAUUAAUUGAUAAAUGUUGGUGGAUAAAAAGCUUUUUCCAUAGUGAACCAUCUCCACCAACUGUUGGCAGAAAAACACUAUCAGCAAGCAGUGCCAACAGUUGAAUAGGACAGCAUGCUGACUUCACUGACUGAGAUGCUACGUACAGACUUGUUUUUCCAAGAGGCUUGGGAUCUUCCUAAUGUCUGGGUUCAGCUGCAAGAAGAAAACAAAACCUUUAGGAGAGUGGAAAAGUGCGUUUUCAAAAUAUUUGUCAGUAGCUUAAAUGAUAUUGCUUAAUGGACGUGUCCAUGGCCUACCUUGUUCAUUAGAGUUGCUAUAACUUGAGAUGUCUCUCUAAUGGAAGUUACCUGGAUUAAAUAUGCUGGUGACUUACUUAGAUAGUUAGAGAAAAAUGGCAGUAAAAGUAAGAUAUUGUAGGUUUAGGAGAAACGUGUAUUGAAUGACUUUGCAAUAGGUGAUACUGUUGAGUUUUACCUUUAAGAUACCAGCUCUAUAGGCAGUCACACUGAUGUAAACAAGAUUCAGACAUAUAGUCCAGAGUAGGACUGCUCUAUGGUACAUAUUUUCUAUCAAGUAUUUGUGUACCAGUUUCAGGGAGUAAGUUUACAAGAAUGCUUGUUAAUAGCUUUGCUUUUAGAAAGCCUAAUUACAUGAAGAAACAGUAAUUAGUUUGGUCUCUGUUUGAGCAGGGUGCAUAGAUCCCAACCUCAAAUACCCAGGUACAACUUUCAUUUAUGUCUACACUUGUUGGUAUUUGAGGACAGAAUAGAAGAGAGACAAGAAACCAAUAAUCCUAAUGGACACUGACAUCUUCCAAGUAGAAGAGCAGCCUUAGUCAUAGUUGAUACUCCUAGCUCUGUUUUAGAUUACUCUCACCUGCUUUGCUGUAGCUUAAAGAGCUACUUGUUCCCAAGUGACUAAUCCUGUCAAUAUUCACUGCUGUCUGUCAGCUUAGUUAUGUGCUAUGUCUGGCAAAGUGUUUGACUCAAAGUAGUCAGCUUAAUGUUAUUAACCAAGUGUACCUUUGUCAUGAUUUGUGCUCUUGAAAGAUACUGUAACAUAGCUUCACUUGGUCUUCAGCAUUGCAAAGCAGCACACCAGAUUGUUUAUUCUAUCGGGUAUGACUGAAAUGCAUCAGAGGUCAUAGAAAAUAACAAGUAUUUGGCUGGAUGAUAUAAUUUCUGUAAAUUAUAUACAACUUUUUGAUGUGCUAUCCCUAAACCUACCUGACCUUUGUCCAUCGCUGGAUGAACUAGCAAUAGCAAACAUUAAUGUAGCCAAUACUUUUCAUUAUAGGUUAAUGGUUGUCAUGGUUAUGCAUAACUCCAAAGUGUAUCAAGUGACUACUUCAGGAAGCUUGCAGUUUUGGUGGAGACAAUAAAUGUGUGGCACAUGACAAUAGAAAAGAACACAAUUCUGAAAACAGUUUCAGGAAUCUUUAAAUUGACUUGUUAUGUAUCUUACUUUACUGCUAUUGUGUAGUUUCAUCUUUGUCCUUUCUCUGUGUAUACAGAAUGAACUAUUUUUUAUACUAAGAUUUUUUUAUUAAUAAAGAUAUAAUCAGUA
Molecule: messenger RNA, 1729 nt
Organism: Aptenodytes forsteri (emperor penguin)
Lineage: Eukaryota; Metazoa; Chordata; Aves; Sphenisciformes; Spheniscidae
Gene: PPDPFL
Product: chromosome unknown C8orf22 homolog
Exons: 4
Coding region: 7-264 (85 amino acids)
Biological process (GO): cell differentiation; multicellular organism development
Source: RefSeq, a predicted model, not a curated record